AUACCUACUUACUAUUGUUUCAGCUUCAACUAUACUCGUAUGAACAAUAUCUCCAUAUCUAUUCAAGACCCUUUUCUACGUUUCAUAUUUGUUUCAGAAGUUUUGGGGCCAAGUGCUCCAUAUGCACCAGAGGAAUAUCUUCCAGCGAUUGGGUGCGAAAAGCCCGAGACCACGUAUACCACCUCGCUUGCUUCGCUUGCGCAGCUUGCCAUAGACAGCUGUCAACCGGCGAGGAGUUUGCUUUGCAUGAAGAAAGAGUCCUCUGUAAAGCACACUACUUGGAAAUACUGGAUGGUGGAACCACUUCAUCUGAUGAUGGUUGUGACGCAGAAGGAUACCACAAAAACAAAGCCAAGCGGGUCAGAACGACAUUCACAGAAGAGCAACUACAGGUGCUACAGGCAAAUUUUCAGCUUGACUCAAACCCCGACGGGCAGGACCUGGAAAGGAUCGCUCAAAUAACAGGCCUCAGCAAACGAGUUACGCAAGUCUGGUUCCAAAACUCUCGGGCGCGACAGAAGAAACACAUGCAUACGGGGAAAGUGAAAAACCAAUUACAUAACAGAGAAGAAAGCGGCUUUGGAAGACAUUUGAAUUUGCACCUCACCUACUCAUUUCAACAGCAAAACAGUCAUGACCAUAAACCUUCGUCCAUAUAUUCCCAACCAGGUAAUGAAUAUGACAUGGAUUCAUCACUUGACGAACUAUCACAAGAAUCAACUAUGCAUUGUAUGCCAAAUGAAGUGUAAAUAUUUUAUCUCAGUAUAGAUGUUUCAAAGUUAUGUGACAUUUAGAAAAAAAUUGUAAGUAGCUAUAAAUAUUUUGUAACAUUACAUGUUCAUAUUAUUCCUAUAUAUUUAUUUUUUUGCUUUUUCGAUAUUUUUCCAGUUGUUAGUUUAUGUAAUAAACGCACAUAUUGAAUUGUUUAAUAA
Molecule: messenger RNA, 932 nt
Organism: Leptinotarsa decemlineata (Colorado potato beetle)
Lineage: Eukaryota; Metazoa; Arthropoda; Insecta; Coleoptera; Chrysomelidae
Gene: Awh
Product: LIM/homeobox protein arrowhead
Biological process (GO): regulation of transcription by RNA polymerase II; neuron differentiation
Cellular component (GO): nucleus
Molecular function (GO): DNA-binding transcription factor activity, RNA polymerase II-specific; RNA polymerase II transcription regulatory region sequence-specific DNA binding
Source: RefSeq, a predicted model, not a curated record